Molecule: messenger RNA, 315 nt
Organism: Porites evermanni
Lineage: Eukaryota; Metazoa; Cnidaria; Anthozoa; Scleractinia; Poritidae
Source: the annotation of a GenBank genome assembly
AUGAAGAAGGGAAAAGUGUAUACUGUCAAAGUUAUAACAAAUCUAAGAGGACACAUUUCCAAGGCUGUUUGUGGCUACCCGGCUGCAGUGGAUGGCCGAUGUAACCAUCUUCCUGUGACUCAUAAAAAAACAUAAACAGAUAAACAGAACAAUGAAGUUUUCACAAGUGCUGCAAACACUGCUGGUCCUGUGAGUCACCAAGAAACUUAUGUCCCAUGCACCUCAAAGCCAUGCCAAUGGAAUUUACCGGAAAAAAAGGAAACUAAAUGCAGAAACCAUACAGUCUUUGAAGUUUCAAAAACACGAAUAUGGUAA